Botrytis porri is the source of this 183-nucleotide messenger RNA. RefSeq lists its product as uncharacterized. The record is from RefSeq and is a predicted model, not a curated record. The transcript is spliced from 3 exons. The coding region runs from base 1 to 183 and encodes 60 amino acids. NCBI's taxonomy places the organism in Eukaryota, Fungi, Ascomycota, Leotiomycetes, Helotiales, Sclerotiniaceae.
AUGUUGAGGUUUUUUAAAGCAAAUAGGAGGAUAAAGCUUCCCCUUAUAGCCGAAGCUUAUUUUACAUUAAGAAUUGUUUUUGGUUUAGAAAGAAUAUUAGAAAUCAAUAUAUCAAAAGUUAAUGGUAAAAGCUUCAAGGAUUAUUAUUAUACUAAUAAAAAAAUUAUUUUAAAGAAUCAAUGA